This is a messenger RNA of Camellia sinensis, 2041 nucleotides long. Its product is annotated as MATH domain and coiled-coil domain-containing protein At2g01790. The record is from RefSeq and is a predicted model, not a curated record. NCBI's taxonomy places the organism in Eukaryota, Viridiplantae, Streptophyta, Magnoliopsida, Ericales, Theaceae. Gene Ontology annotation, molecular function: protein binding.
AAGAGAGCCCCCCCCCCCCCCCCCCCAAAAAAAAACCCUAACUAAUGCAACCUUUGACACCAAAUCUAUCUGGAGUUUAACAUCAAGAACCUCACCAUCUCUCAAUUUUCAUUGCACUGAGUGUCAGCAAACAAUUUCAGCACAGAGCGAACAAGUCAUGGAAAAGAAGCCUUGCAAUGAUGGUUUAGCAGAAGUUUCAAGAUCAGUGAGAGAUCUUCGACCAGCUCACUACCUAUUCAAAAUUGAGUCCUUCUCAAUACUUUUAGAAGAAAAAAUUGAAAAAUACGAGUCAGAUGAUUUUCAAGCUGGUGGUUAUAAGUGGGAAUUGUGCCUCUAUCCAAAUGGAAACAAUAAAGGAAACGGGAAAGAUCACAUCUCGCUCUACCUGGUUAUAAAGGAUACAGACAAUCUUCCUCAUGGUUGGGAGGUUAAUGUCCAGUUCAAAUUAUUUGUCUUUGAUCACAUACGGGACAAGUAUCUAACCAUCCAAGAUGCAGAAGGAAAAAUAAGGCGCUUUCACAGGAUGAAAACUGAAUGGGGUUUUGCUCAAUUACUUUCUCUAGACACUUUCAACGACACAUCAAAUGGGUACCUCCUUGAGGACUCUUGUAUAUUUGGAGCAGAGGUUUUUGUCAUCGAAUAUGCUGGCAAAGGAGAGUGUAUGUCCAUGAUAAAAGUACCUAAGAACAAUACUUUUACUUGGAAGGUUGAUAAUUUUUCAACAAUUACUGAUAUUUUUCUCUGCUCUGAUGAGUUUAAAGUCGGGGAGCGAAAGUGGAAGCUAGAGCUCUAUCCCAGAGGAAAUGCAAAACCAGAAGGUGAAAGUCUAUCUCUGUUUCUAGCCGUGGCUGAUUAUGAAGCACUUCCUCUUAAUUGGAAAGUUUAUGCAAAAUUCAAGCUGCGGAUAAAGGACCAAAUUAACGGUAGCCACAUCGAAAAAAUAACUCAAUGCUGGUUCUGUGCCUCGACUCGUGAUUGGGGAUUCUUUAGCUUCGAGAAAUUGUGUAAUAUAAAUGACAGAGGGAGUAGUUUCAUAAUGAAGGAUACUUUAAUUGUUGAAGUUGAAAUUAUGGUCAUGUCUGCAGUUAAGAAUUUCCCGUAACUUAUUAUGGGAAUAAACUGUGCGCGUUAACCAUAUGCCGUCUUAAGUAAUCAUCAGUUGGUGGAUCUUGUUUUGCAAUGACUCUAGGCCUGAGUUUCUGAAAGUCUGAAGAUUUUAGGUAAAAUUUUACUUUGCGACUUUACACUUUCCAUCCAUUCUCACUUUACUCCUGACCUUUUUAUUGUCCCGGUCAACUCCCUAGGCUUUCCAUCCAAUCUCACUCCCAAGAUUUAAGUCCCUCCUCUUUACUCUUUAUCACUCAUACUUUUAUCAAAAUUUCACUUUGGUGCUUCCGUUAGUUUUCAAAACAGAGUUAUUAGACCGAGUCCAAUUGCAACUUGAUUUAAAAUUCAGGGAUUGAUUGAAAGAAUUAAUAGGACAGGAGGCAAAGUGAGAUUUGAUGUAAAGUACAUGGGCACAAAGUGAAAAUUUUCCAAGAUUUUAUUUGAAUUAUUUUUCUUAGAAGUGUUUUGGAAUUCUAAGCUACAAGUCCAAGAAUAAUGAUAUUGUUGGGAUUCUCUAAUCCUUGUUGGGUGCACUUAAGCAUACCAUGGAAAUGAAUCUAUUAUGCUAACCAUAAAGGAAGAAGAAGUGAAAAAAAUCUGCCCUGGCAUUUGUAAUGAAAUGGCAGCAUCUGACUGGCUACAGGAAGGGAAGCUGUUUUACAAUUAGUUUUUUCUGUUAUGUUAGUUAGACAGACAGGCUGUGCAGAACAGGGUUGAACAGAGCACAUUUCAGAGGGAAAAAUUGGAUAGGAAUUGGUUGUAUAAAAGGGACUAUAGAGAGGGGAAAGAAUUUGUUAUCUUAAAACUGGACUUAUAAUCUUCUCGUUUGCGUGUUGAAUAACACCGCUUUACAGAGAGGUCUUUCAUGCUCUGUUUUCUGUAAAUUCAUUUCUUCCUCAGGUGUUUUUCCUUUCAUACUCUUUUUAUUUUUAAU